AUGGGGCCUUCUGCCGCCGCAUCUGCCACCACCUUGACGUACAUUGCAAUCUGGUAUGGCCUCAACGUGGCCUUCAACCUACAGAACAAGGUCAUCUUCAACUACUUCCCCUACCCUUGGUUUGUGUCCAGCGUACAUGUUGUCGUGGGGACCAUUUACUGCGCGGUCUUCUACCUGAUCGGGCUCAAGAAGGCCUCCUUUGAGCGGCCGAUCACUACUGAGGAGCUGGGCGCCAUCUCCGGCCCCGCCGCAAUGCAUGCCAUCGGUCAUGUGGCGGCCAACCUUUCUUUUGCCGCCGUGGCCAUCAGCCUGACGCACACCGUAAAGACACUGGAGCCGGCCUUCAACGUCGCGCUGAGCCAGCUGAUCCUGGGCCAGUCCACGCCCGCGCCUGUGAUCCUCUCCCUCAUUCCUGUCAUGGUGGGUGUGGCCGCCGCCUCAGCCGCCGACCUGUCCUUCAACUGGACCGGCUUCAUCUCCGCCAUGGUCUCCAACCUCACCUUUGGCUUCAGGGCUGUCUGGUCGAAGAAGGCCAUGACAACGAUCAAGAACCUGAGCUCCACGGGCAUCUACGCCUACACCACCCUCAUCUCCGUCUUCAUCUGCGUCCCCGGCAUCUUCUUCUUUGAGCGCGGCGUGUGGUCCGCCAUCCGCACCCAGGUCGCGCUCAAGGGCGCAGGCCAGUUCUACGGCGCCCUGCUCUCCGUCGGCCUGCUGUACCACCUGUACAACCAGUUUGCCUUCAACACCCUGUCCCGCAUCAGCCCCGUCUCCCACGGCGUCUGCAACGUGGUCAAGCGUGUCGUCAUCAUCGCCACCUCGGUGCUCUUCUUCGGCAACAAGCUGACGCUGCAGACCAAGGUGGGCACCGGCAUCGCGCUGCUGGGCACCUACGCCUACACCGAGGCCGUGAAGCGGUACAAGGCCACUCCCACCCCCAAGCUGGCCUAG
Messenger RNA from Auxenochlorella protothecoides, 951 nucleotides. RefSeq names its product Triose phosphate/phosphate translocator TPT, chloroplastic. Gene Ontology annotation, cellular component: Golgi apparatus. Bases 1 to 951 code for a protein of 316 amino acids. The record is from RefSeq and is a predicted model, not a curated record. Gene Ontology annotation, molecular function: antiporter activity. Lineage: Eukaryota; Viridiplantae; Chlorophyta; Trebouxiophyceae; Chlorellales; Chlorellaceae. The transcript is spliced from 5 exons.